UUACGUUGAAGUGUAAACGUACGGUGUUUCUAACGUUAGUUAAACACGGCGGCUGACCGUGAAAGCGGGACUCUCUGUUUUAAAGAAAAGAAGAUGGAGUUCGAGGCGACGGAGACUGUUCGCUCGACACCGAGUCGCCACGAGAAAAGUUUGGGGCUCCUCACGAUGAAGUUUGUCAGUCUGCUUCAAGAUGCGAAGGACGGCGUCCUCGACCUGAAAGUGGCUGCAGACAGCUUGGCAGUGAAGCAGAAGAGGAGGAUAUAUGACAUAACCAACGUACUGGAAGGAGUGGGGUUGAUAGAGAAGAAAAACAAGAACAUAAUCCAGUGGAGGGGAGAGAACUCCGGCAGCCAAUCUAAGGAGGUGCUCGAGCAGGUGAAUGUUUUGAAGGCCCAAAUCUCUGACCUGGAGGCUCAAGAAAAAGAGCUGGACAACCAGAAGACAUGGCUAGAGGAGAACAUCAAACACUGUAACCUCGAUCCCAUCACCAGCACUUAUAAAUUUGUCACACAUGAAGACAUCUGCAGCGCCUUCCGCGGAGACACUCUCCUUGCUGUUGUGGCUCCUGCUGGGACCCAGCUGGAGGUACCACGACCUGAAACGGGCCAGAGUGGUCAGAAGAAGUACCAGGUGAACCUCCGCAGCCUCUCGGCCCCCAUACAGGUCAUGCUCAUCAACAGGGAUUCAGACUCCACAAGACCUGUGGUCUUCUCCGUGCCGCCCACCGACGACAUCUGUCCAAUGCCGACUCCGCCGAGCACCCCCGCCAGCCUGCAGAGGUUCCCUUUCUCCACGUCGGUGUACUCCACCCCCUCCUACUGCAGCCAGGACUCUCUCUGCUGCGACCACCAGAUGGUGCUGCCAGAACUUGAUGAAGUGCUGACUCCAACGUCCACCCCUCCCGAUGUGCAGAUGGAGUGUGGCAGUCAGUCGGCCGCCGCGUUGGAGCAGCAGCAGAUGGACCUGGCGGCCCAAGACUUCCACCCUGGACUGGACAUGAGCAGCCUGCUGAAGCUCAACGCCGCCGGAGACCACAUGAAGGACGGCCGAGCGGUUUGUCUUUCUAUCCGUCUCCGUCUCAUCCGUCUGUGUCUCACAGGAAUAGACUACAGCUUCAACCUGGACGACAACGAGGGCGUCUGUGACCUGUUUGAUGUGCAGAUCCUCAAUUACUGACGACUCGCUGCGCCUCCUCUCCGUCGUGCUUUUACAAUCUCAGGAGCCGCCUUCUCUUCGCUCUCGAAAGACUCUUCAAAGAUGCCUUUUCCCAUUUGUGUUAUGACAUGCCAUUGUCAUGAAAAGAAAAGAGAACGUCCACACAUUUAGACGACCGUCGCUGUGCUCCACUGUUUGCCGACACAAAGCACGGUGCCUGAUUUAAUUUGCCAAGAGCUACGUGUGAAGCCGCGAGUCAUUAACCGUCCAAUGAAUGUUUCACUGGGUAAAGACCAUCCAUGAAGCCACUGAAGCCACUGAAGCCACUGAAGCCAGGACACAUCCUUCAGCCUCCUGCACUUUUUGCAUGGUAGUAUUUUUGUAUUUUUCCACAUCCAGUGGAAUUUCUGAGAUUAUACGACAGCUUUACAUUUUGUUCAUGAACAGUUGGGACUGUGAGUGUUUUCAUAUUCGUUGAUAUUCACAACUCAGUAUUUACCUCUUUCUAACAUUUGAUACAGGGUCAAUAAUCUAGAUCUGGCUACGUACGUGAGUAACUUAGGGUUCUUUAAAAAGCAUAUUGUGUAAAAACUUACUCAAUUCAACAGUUAUAUUUGGUUAAAUGGCAUAUUGUAUUUAAUGAGUGAAUGUUUCGGCUACAUUUCGUUGCCGUGUUCUCGUGUGAAAAUGGCAGAAAUAUUAAUUUUCUAAAUUAUUGCGACACUGCCAUUUUGGACCUCCAAAUAUUUUUUAUUUCUUGUAUAAUUAGUUAUAUAUUUGAAUAGCUAAUAAUUUUUAUUUAAUUUAAGAAAAAAGUUUUCUUGGUUCAACAUUUUUUAAAGUGAUGUUGGUUGACUGCCUUAAUUGGAAUAAAACUGAAUUGGCCAUAUUUCCGAUCUGAAAUUUCAGAUCUUACGAGUCUAAAGUGGCAUUUUUGUAUAUUUAUAGUUUUCUUUGAAUACAAGUCUUGUUUUUGUGACACUGCUUUUAUUUGCACAUUUCUGAAUGUUUUUUUCUCUCUAAUAAAUGGAUUUA
This is a messenger RNA of Pseudoliparis swirei, 2190 nucleotides long. It is a transcript of the gene e2f5, whose product is annotated as E2F transcription factor 5. The record is from RefSeq and is a predicted model, not a curated record. Gene Ontology annotation, cellular component: RNA polymerase II transcription regulator complex. NCBI's taxonomy places the organism in Eukaryota, Metazoa, Chordata, Actinopteri, Perciformes, Liparidae. Gene Ontology annotation, molecular function: DNA-binding transcription factor activity, RNA polymerase II-specific; RNA polymerase II cis-regulatory region sequence-specific DNA binding; protein dimerization activity. Bases 94 to 1176 code for a protein of 360 amino acids. The transcript has 7 exons. Gene Ontology annotation, biological process: regulation of transcription by RNA polymerase II.